Schizophyllum commune H4-8 is the source of this 3074-nucleotide messenger RNA. RefSeq lists its product as uncharacterized. Gene Ontology annotation, biological process: exocytosis; Golgi to plasma membrane transport. NCBI's taxonomy places the organism in Eukaryota, Fungi, Basidiomycota, Agaricomycetes, Agaricales, Schizophyllaceae. Gene Ontology annotation, cellular component: cytoplasm; exocyst. The record is from RefSeq and is a predicted model, not a curated record. The coding region runs from base 150 to 2999 and encodes 949 amino acids. The transcript is spliced from 11 exons.
CGACAUUGCCAACGUCCGAACCAUGGUGCCACGUCACAUCACAUUACUGUAGGCCCGCUCCCACGUGCAACCCUGAUCCCAUUGUUCUUUUGUUCUCGACUUCCACAUUCGGCGAUGACUGAUUCCGCGUAGCGGCACCUCCCGAACACAUGGAACGCUUCACCACCCUCGAGCCGGUCCGGCUUUACGCCUCCAACGCCGCCGGGCACUUUCUGAACACGCACACCCCCGCCGCACCUGCCCGCGCGCCGGAGAACCUCGUCGGGCGCCUGCCGAGCGAGCUGCACUACUUGGUGUUGUCGUAUGCGUCCGUGACGGAUAUCGCGGCGUACGCGCGCUGCUCGCAUGCGACGGCGGCUAUAGCACACGCCGAGCGCGUGUGGGAGCCGCGCUGGAAGGCGCUCCACGUCGAGGACCGCGGCCUCGGCGACGUCAUGGACGACCUCGAAGAGUGCGCAAAAGGUAAGGCAGCUGUCGCGAAGGCCGCGGCGCCGCCCACGCUUGCCGUCGACGACGACUUUGGCGACUUUUCGUCUGGGAGUAGCGGCUUCGAUGCGCCGACUGCUGAUGCGGACGAGAUGGGCGACUUUGUGGGGGCGUUUGGGAGCGUGUCUGUCGCGUCGAGUGCGCCGCUCAUAAAUCUGCCAUCUGCAAAGACGAUUCGUGCGAAGUACAGCCGGGCGCACAACCUGCUAAAACCGCUGACAAGAUUACUCUCGUCGCCACCACAUAUGGUUCUCUCGGAGUUGGCCUCGCAGGCUUCGCCGACAAUACGACAACAAGCAAAACUCCUGCGAUUACUUGCGUCUUUUCUAACGCCCGUGGUCAAUCCGCUGCACGGAUGGGAGUCCUUGUACUCCUCGCUGCGCCUCGCCAUUGACCGCUUUGACGCCAAUUUGCUCUCCGCGUUCGAUGUCGCUGACAGUCAAGGCGAUGAAGCUGGCAUGCGAGAGGCAGCUGAAUCCUCCUGGGCGAUUUACGACGGCACCGGCGACUGGGAGAUGGGCAAGGUCUGGACGGAAAAGCGGGAGAUUUUCUACGAACUUGGAAAAUGGAAUGCGCUGGACAAUUUAACAGAAGACGGUCGCCUAGAUUUCGACGCCAUGGACGGCUUCAUGACCUUCAUUCUCAGAGCUAUGAAGGAGCAUGGAUCCCGCGCUGCGCGCGUUUUUCCGCCAGAGUCAGAGGUCGUGCUGUUGUUUGCGACGCGUGUGGCCAACGAGCUGGUCGGCGAGUACGUGACGGAGCUACUGACGCGAGCUCGCGAUUUCUCGCUGGAUACCUACCUCAAAGCAGCAGCCGCAACGUUCCGAGAAUCGUGGAGGAUGGUGGACGCGAUCGCCGAGGCUGCGAGUGCGCGCCCGGAGAGUGUGCCACCGAGGACGAAGGUGGAGGACGUGGUGUAUCAGAUGUUCGAAAUAAACAUGGACGAGUAUCUGGACGACGAGAUCGAGUCGGUCAAGCUCGCCUUCGAAGCGAUUUGCAAGGAGUGGGAUAAGCAGAUGGCCCAAGCCGGCCCCCGAGCGUCCCAUGCCGACACCGCGGAGCCCAGCUUCCUCGGCUCGCAAAAUCCUGCGCAGAUGAAGCGAAACGUCCUCGCCUCCUUCACCGACGUCCUCCUGCUCCCCGUCACGAUCGUGCCGCGCACCAUGGGCGCGGUCGGCGGCGCCCUGAAAACAGGCGGCACGGCGGCGGUGCAGGGCAUCGCGAUGCUGAACCCACAGCGGUGGGGCGGGGCGCAGAAUGUCAAUGAUGGAUAUAGUAGGAAUUUGGAUCGAGAUGGCGAUGGGGAGAAUACGGUGUUUGAGAUUGGGGACGAUGAUUAUGAGGAGGGGGAGGAGGUGCAGACGCCGUCGAGGGCGUCGAUGGCGGAGUCGGUGAGGUCGGAAGCCACGACUUCCACCACCGCCGUCUCUUCAGCCAACAACCGCAGCAGCGUCGCGCCCUCCAUCGCCUCCUCAAAGACCACCCUCACCACCGCCCCCGCCCAAGCCGUGAACCAAUUCGAGCUCCUCCUCUCCCUCGACAUCGCCCUGCAACUCAUCCACGCUGACCGCGAGGCGCUCAAGCGCGCGGAGACCUUCGCCGGGUACCCGGGGCACUACGGGCACCGCGUGCGCGACACGAUCGAGGAGAUCUUCGUCCUCCUGCUGCAGGCGCUCAGCGAGAAGCACCUGUCGACGGGCUUCGCGGCGGCGAUCGAGCAGAUGCGGGCGUACCGACCGGCGGAGCAUGAGGAGACGACGAGUGUGGCGCCGCUGUUGCAGUUUUUCGAGCUGGUGCAUAUCGGGGAUACGAUGCAGAGUAUGGUGCAGGUGUAUUUUGAUAAGGAGAUGGCCUCGCAUAUCGACCGAACGGAUUUUUUGAACCCGGUGGUGAGGGAGAAGAAGCGGUUCGAAAAUGCGUUGGACGACUCUGUGGCGGCUGGGUUGAACGCGGGGACGGAUGUGCUGAUGAAUCAGGUAGAGCAUAUUAUCAUGACCCUGACGCAGCCGAGAGAGUACUACCCUCCCGAGGACAGCCCUUUGGAGCUAGGCCCGACAAAGGCUUGUACCGAAGCGAUUAAGUGCCUACAGAUGCACUGCAAGCUUCUGAAGGGCAGUACGAGCAAGGAAGUGCUCGAGGUGUUCUACCAGGAAGUCGGAAUCCGGUUGAUAGCGAUCCUGCAGAAGCACAUCAAGCGACAGAUUAUUUCGCUCAGUGGCGGGUUCCAGGUUAUCGCAGAUCUGAACACGUACCAUAAUUUUAUUGUGUCGCUGAAGGUCCCGAGCAUAGCGGCGGAGUUCUCUCAUCUAAAGAUGUUAGGACAUGUAUAUGUGGUCGAGGACGCGAAAGAUCUUGCACAGAUUGUCCGAGAUGUGACGCGGUACGGAGGGGCGUACAGGCCGGAGGACGUCUACGAGUUCAUUCAACGACGAUCGGACUGGAAGAAAAUCGAAAAGGCUGUAGAUAAGACGAUGUACAACCUCAGCUUUAAGGAGGACUGUGUUGUGUGCUGAUAUAUUGGGCGUAACAUAUAUAGGCGAUCCCUGACCGUUGGGAUCAGUCAGGACGCGGUGCCUCAUCGCCUGUCA